This is a messenger RNA of Lotus japonicus, 1847 nucleotides long. Its product is annotated as proline transporter 1-like. The record is from RefSeq and is a predicted model, not a curated record. NCBI's taxonomy places the organism in Eukaryota, Viridiplantae, Streptophyta, Magnoliopsida, Fabales, Fabaceae. The transcript is spliced from 7 exons. Bases 586 to 1737 code for a protein of 383 amino acids. Gene Ontology annotation, cellular component: plasma membrane.
GUGUCUUGUUACCAGAAAAAAUCUCCAAUCUUUUACAAUUUCAAUACAGUUAGUUUUAUUAGCAAAGAAGAGUGAGUUAACACGCAACAAGUACAACAAGUAAAGAACAAGAUCACUAGUAGUACCAAGUUGUUUCAAGUCUCAUGCAGAGAGAACAACAAGUACCAGGUUGUAGGACCCAGAUUCCAAUACCACAGAAAACAGACAAACAAUGAAUCAAUGAUGCAAUGCAACCAUCAGAAUCAGAAUCAGAAUCAACAAGUGGCAGCUAUAAUAGGGGAUUGAUUGGAUGAAAUUGAAAUGAGUAGUUCAUUUUAAGUUUAUGAAAUUUUUUCAUUUUGAAAAUUCUGAAUUUUGUGUUAUUUCAUAAAUUGAGUCAAGCUGGCGGUGAAGAACGCCGUCUCCGGCGAAGAGGAGCAGCUGAGUGUGCCGCUGCUAUGUGAGGUUGAGAAUGGUGGAGGAGGAGGAGAUGUUCAAAUCCCUGAAACUUCACAUCAGAUUAGCACAGAUUCAUGGUUUCAAGUGGGGUUUGUGCUCACCACUGGAAUCAACAGUGCUUAUGUGCUUGGAUAUUCAGGGACCAUCAUGGUUCCACUGGGUUGGAUAGGGGGUGUGGUGGGGUUAGUUUUUGCCACUGCAAUAUCCCUCUAUGCAAAUGCUCUUAUUGCUAUGCUUCAUGAAUAUGGAGGCACAAGGCAUAUUAGAUACAGAGAUCUUGCUGGUUAUAUAUAUGGUAGAAAAGCAUAUGCCCUCACAUGGACUCUGCAGUACGUCAAUCUUUUCAUGAUAAAUGCCGGAUACAUCAUUUUGGCUGGUUCUGCUUUGAAGGCUGUUUAUGUUCUAUUUAGGGAUGAUGAUCAGAUGAAGCUUCCAUAUUUUAUUGCCAUAGCUGGAUUUGUGUGUGCAAUGUUUGCCAUUUGUAUUCCCCACCUCUCAGCUCUUGGAAUUUGGCUAGGAUUUUCAACAGUUUUCAGCCUAGUGUAUAUUGUUAUAGCGCUUGUACUGUCACUUAAAGAUGGAAUAAAAUCACCAGCUAGAGAUUAUAGUAUUCCAGGGACAUCAACAAGUAAAAUAUUCACAUCAAUAGGAGCAUCUGCAAAUCUUGUUUUCGCAUAUAAUACAGGAAUGCUUCCUGAGAUACAGGCAACAAUCAGGCAGCCAGUUGUGAAGAACAUGAUGAAAGCUCUGUACUUUCAGUUUACCGUUGGAGUUCUGCCCUUAUAUCUGGUUACAUUUGCAGGGUACUGGGCUUAUGGAUCUUCAACAGAAACCUAUUUGAUGAAUAAUGUCAAUGGUCCAGUUUGGGUGAAGGCCAUGGCCAAUGUCACAGCCUUUCUUCAAUCAGUCAUUGCAUUGCAUAUAUUUGCAAGUCCAAUGUAUGAAUAUUUGGAUACAAAACAUGGCAUCAAGGGGAGUGCACUGGCUUUUAAGAACUUGUCAUUUAGAAUCUUGGUUAGAGGAGGCUACCUGACUUUGAAUACAUUUGUCUCAGCUCUAUUGCCAUUUCUUGGAGAUUUCAUGAGCCUCACAGGAGCCAUCAGCACAUUUCCCCUUACUUUUAUCCUUGCAAACCAUAUGUAUCUAGGGGCAAAUAUGAACAAAUUAACAUCUGUUCAAAAGCUCUGGCAUUGGAUCAACAUUUGGUUCUUUGGUAUCAUGUCUGUUGCAGCAACUAUUGCAUCGUUGCGCCUUAUUGCUUCAGACUCCAAAACUUACCACUUUUUUGCGGAUUUAUGAUUAAAUUCUUUACUCUUUCCGCAAUACUAGUGAUCAUUUUUUGUGCUUCAAAAUGACUUCCAUUAAAAAGUAAAAAAGUAGAAUUACUUAUGAUAUCAGAAUAAUUACCA